AUGGCGGACAACGGUCCGGCGAUGGCACUGGCAGAGGAUCCACCAUCUCUCGAGGAGCUGCUCUCGAAAAAGAAGGCUGCAGAAGCGGCCGAAGCUAAGCCAAAAUUCCUCUCAAAAGAAGAACGCGCCGCGCUCGCCAUCAAGCGGCGCGAGGAAGAGGUUGCGAAGCAAAAGGCGGCCCAGAAAGAGAUUGAAGACAAUCGGAAGCGAUUUAUGGAAGAGGCCAAGAAAAAUGAUCGCGAUAUUGACAGAAGGAGAAGACGUAGCAGAAGCAGAAGCCGUGAACGCAGAAGAUCUCGCUCUAGGAGCCGUGAUCGUCGAGUGAGAAGCCGUUCGCGCGAGCGUGACCGCGGUCGCGAUCAUCGCGGGGAUCGCCGGGACGACCGGCCCAAGGAGAAAGAACCCGAGAAGGACAGCGACAAAAUGAAAGAGGCCGUCAAAAACCGGUACCUGGGAAACGGCAAAGACAAGAAAAAGCGCAGCCGUCGCCUCCAUGAGCGCAAGUUUGUUUUUGACUGGGAUGUCGGCGAGGACACGAGCAACGACUAUAACAAGCUAUAUCAAAGCAAGCAUGAGGUUCAAUUUUUCGGACGCGGUGCGAUCGCUGGUGUGGACGUGAACGCUCAAAAGAAAUCGAGAUCUUCAUUCUACAAGGAGGUGGUAGAGAAGCGGCGCACGGAAGAGGAGAAGGAGCAAGAGGAAAAGAGGCUGGCAAACGAACAGAAGAGAGAAAAGCAGACCCGUUACGAUGAGCGCCACUGGAAGGACAAGCCGCUCGACGAAAUGACCGAUCGCGAUUGGCGCAUCUUCCGCGAAGAUUUCAACAUCACCAUCAAGGGUGGAAAAGUGCCGAAGCCACUGCGACGCUGGGAUGAAGCCGGAAUUCCCGACGAGAUUUACAAGGCUAUUCUGAAGGUUGGUUACAAAGACCCGACGCCCAUUCAACGGCAAGCCAUCCCUAUCGGCCUGCAGAACCGCGAUGUGAUCGGGGUUGCCGAGACGGGAUCCGGCAAAACCUGUGCUUUCCUUAUACCGCUAUUGUCGUGGAUUACAUGCUUGCCGAAAAUGGAGCGCCAGGAUCACAAGGACGAAGGGCCGUACGCCAUCAUUUUGGCUCCAACUCGUGAAUUGGCACAACAGAUUGAGGAGGAAACGAAAAAGUUUGGCGAGCUGCUCGGCAUCAACACUCUGGCCAUUAUCGGAGGUGCCAGUCGAGAAGAUCAGGGCAUGAAGCUGCGAAUGGGCGUGGAGGUGGUCAUCGCGACUCCCGGACGUUUGCUUGACGUGCUGGAGAACCGAUAUUUGAUGCUGAACCAGUGUUCGUAUGUGAUUCUCGACGAGGCUGACCGCAUGUUGGACAUGGGCUUCGAACCGGAAGUCCAAAAGGUUUUGGAAUACCUGCCCGUCUCCAAUGUGAAGCCGGACACUGAAGACACGGAGCAUGAGGAGACUUUGAUGAAGAAUUUCCAGUCGAGAGAGAAGUAUCGCCAGACGGUCAUGUUCACCGCCACGAUGAGCUCUGCCAUCGAACGGCUCGCCCGCGCUUAUCUGAGACGACCAGCCGUUGUACAUAUUGGCUCUGUCGGUCGCCCGACUGAACGCACCGAACAAGUCGUAUACAUGAUGUCCGAAGAGCAGAAGAGGAAGAAACUUGUUGAGAUUCUCUCCGACAUUCAACCGCCAAUCAUCAUCUUCGUCAACCAGAAGAAGGGCGCCGACCUGCUCGCCAAGGGGCUCACAAAGCUCGGCUUCGAGCCGGUGGUGCUACACGGAGGAAAGGGACAGGACGCUCGCGAGUAUGCGCUGCAGGCCCUCAAGGAAGGAUCGAAGAAUAUUUUGGUCGCUACAGAUGUUGCUGGUAGAGGUAUCGACAUCAAGGACGUGUCGCUGGUACUGAACUAUGACAUGGCAAAGACUAUCGAAGACUACACGCACAGAAUCGGGCGUACCGGUCGUGCCGGCAAGAAGGGUAAAGCCGUCACGUUCCUGACACCCGAGGACAAGGACGUCUAUUAUGAUCUCAAACAGUGUCUCGUCGAAUCGCCCGUAUCAACGUGCCCACCAGAACUGGCGAACCACCCGGACGCUAUGCAUAAGCCCGGAAGCUUUGUGGCGAAGAAGCGCAACGAGGAGACACUCUUUUUGAAA
Mesorhabditis spiculigera is the source of this 2148-nucleotide messenger RNA. NCBI's taxonomy places the organism in Eukaryota, Metazoa, Nematoda, Chromadorea, Rhabditida, Rhabditidae. The record is from the annotation of a GenBank genome assembly.